Molecule: messenger RNA, 1758 nt
Organism: Chroicocephalus ridibundus (black-headed gull)
Lineage: Eukaryota; Metazoa; Chordata; Aves; Charadriiformes; Laridae
Product: ubiquitin carboxyl-terminal hydrolase 42-like
Exons: 15
Coding region: 1-1758 (585 amino acids)
Biological process (GO): regulation of apoptotic process; protein deubiquitination
Cellular component (GO): nucleus; cytosol
Molecular function (GO): cysteine-type deubiquitinase activity
Source: RefSeq, a predicted model, not a curated record
AUGGCGGAAACGUGGUGGGAUGACUUGCACGACUGGAGUGCUGCGUUAGGUGGCUACGAACUCUUCAGAAGGGAGAGGCACCGCCUGGCCCCGACCGUGUCUUGUGUCCAUUUCAAGUUCUUCUCCAAGCUGAACUACGAUACAGUCACCUUCGACGGCCUCCACAUCACCCUCUGUGACCUCUGCGAAGUGGGAUUUUUGGAAUUCCUAUAUGUGGACAUACAGCAGAAGGUUGUGGACACUAGUGCGAUAAUUGAUUUAAGAUCUCUAAGUCAGUGGGAUGGAGAGAAGAGGUGGGCGGAGGGGGAACGGCGGGGGCGGCUGAGCUGGCAGUACCUGCCCAUCCCGGCCACCGCCGUCUCGCCCGAGCAGGCCUUUGCCACCGGCCAGAGCGUCCUGGAGCAUCGUCGAGCCAUCCUGGCGCCGGAGAACCUGGGCCAGAUUCUCAUCUUGCACCAAAACUUUGAUUUUUUAGAAUCAAUCAGGAACAGCAACGAGGGAAAGGGCAAAAUGAGCCUCCCCAGGCAAGAGCGGGGAAACACCAGCUGUCCUGAGAGGGACAUGAUGAAAAGAAGCCACCCAAGCAACGCUGAGGCCAAAGUGGAUGCCCCAAUCACUGCCGAGGGAAUGGCCCUGCCACAAAGGAUCCUCUUUCCCGCGGCGAAGAUUUGCAUGGACUGGCAGCAAAGACAGAGAGCUGGAGCGGGACUUGACAACCUGGGCAAUACGUGCUUCCUCAACUCCGUGCUGCAGUGCCUGACGUACACCCCCCCUCUGGCCAACUACCUGCUCUCUCGUGAGCACAGUCAGUCGUGUCGUCAGCAAGGUUUCUGCAUGAUGUGCAUAAUGGAGGCACACGUGAAGCAGGUCCUGUGUUCCUCAGCCAGUGCCAUCCAGCCCUGGGCUGUGGUCAAUGUCCUCAGACGCAUAGGAGAACAUUUUGAGCAUGGCAUGCAGGAAGACGCCCACGACUUCUUACGUUGUACUGUCGAUGCCAUGCAGAGAGCUUGUCUGCACGGCAGCAGCGACCUGGACAUCUCUUCCGAAGCAACUACCAUCAUCCAUCAAAUAUUUGGGGGCUUCCUGAGAUCCAGAGUCACCUGCUUGAGCUGCAGCGCGAUUUCCGAUUCCUACGAGGCCUUCCUGGAUGUUCCUUUGGAUAUAAAAGCAGCCGCGUCUGUCACCGCAGCUCUGGAGGACUUUGUGAAACCUGAGCAGCUGGAUGGCAACAACUGCUUUAAAUGCAGACAGUGUGACAAGAUGGUUGCCGCCUCCAAGAGGUUUACGUUCCAUCGUGUGCCCAAGGUUCUCACGCUGUGUCUGAAAAGGUUUGGAGACUUCACUGGCAGGAAGAUCAGAAAGGUUGUGAAGUAUCCCGAGUGCUUGGAUCUUCGCCCGUAUGUGUCUCAGACGGCUGGAGAACCGCUCCUCUACUCCUUAUAUGCUGUGCUGGUGCACAGCGGUGGCAGCUGUCAUGUGGGGCACUAUUUCUGCUACACAAAGGCCAGCGAUGGACGGUGGUACGAGAUGGAUGAUUCCUCUGUGGUUCUUGAUGACAUCGACACAGUUCUCAGGCAGCAAGCCUAUUUACUGUUCUAUGUCAGGAGACAAUUACUACCUGCAUCCUUUGGUGCUGUCAAAUCUGAACUACCCCACGUCAGUCCUUACCUUUUCUUGCUGGCCUUUAGGCUGCUGGCCUGGUGUAAAGUGCUACUUGUCUGCUCUCUGAAGCUGGCUAAUGUCGAGAAGAGGACUUAA